Molecule: messenger RNA, 297 nt
Organism: Rotaria sp. Silwood2
Lineage: Eukaryota; Metazoa; Rotifera; Eurotatoria; Philodinida; Philodinidae
Source: the annotation of a GenBank genome assembly
AUGUAUACAAUCUUUGGAAACGAAAGAAAUCUCUUUGGUCAACAUUACAAAGCUAAACCAGAAGAUAAAGAAUUUGCUGAAAAAUUCUAUAAAUUAGUUUCAAAUGUUCUCUUACCUGAAGGACUUCUGAAACCGAACAGAGUGACGAAGAUGCCAGGUGAAUUGAAUGGAGUGGAAGCGGGAUUUGAAAGAAUGAUGGAAAAUAAGGUGGUAGCCGAAAAAUUGGUCUAUACAAUAGCUGAAACUAAUGGCUUGAAUGACUAUCGUUGGAUUUGUUGUCGUAAAAUAUGUUCAUAG